UUACACAUGAACUAUCGACUAAGCCGGUUUUAGCUGACCUUCUCUAAUGUUUGAAAUAUAAAAAGUUUGAUGUUAUGGUUAUUGCAUUAUUUUUUGUUAUUAUUGAAAAGAGUUAAAUCUGCGUGAAUUAUUAAUUCGUAAACAUAUAUAAAAUGACGAACAUUACAGCCCGGGUUUUUGCGGCUAUGCAAAAUUUGGAUAUUGCAGCUCUUUCCACAUAUCCACCACACGAAAUUCGCCCAGUAUUACCUUCGUUAGUAAGGAUGAGUCUACUAUCACCGCUUGAUAACACGGAAUCAUCAAUGGAAUCGCGAAAACAGAUUUUAGCGGUACUAAUAGGUAUAGAAGUUGUAAACAGUAUAGUUUCGUACUUGCAAGUAAACUACCACGAGCUCGAACAAGAAUUGAAAAAGGAAUUGCAGGCUCGCCAAAAAUCUAUGUAUUUCGAAGGACAACAACCAGAGUUUGGUUUGCAGACUGGUAUUGCUCUUGGUUUUGAGCGUGCUGAUGUAACUCGGAAAGUGCGGGUUGUUUUGUCUGAAAUUUUUAAUAUUCAAUGGCAAUUAUCCGAUCAAAAAAACUUUUUACAAUCGGAGAUUUUAGAUGAUGGAAUUUAUUUGGAGGAGGUUGUCGACAUCUUGUGUAUCGCGUUAGCUGAACUUCCGUCAUUGCUAAAUAUUUUGGAAUUAGCUGAUGCACUAGUACACGUACAAAAUGGGCAACGUAUUAUUUGUGCACUAGUUGCAAAUUUCCCUGAUUGCUACAGAGAUGUUGUAACGCAUAUCAUUUUAAAUUGUGAUGAGGAAAGUAACGAAGGGAAGUUAAAGCUUUCAUUAUUGAUGGCGCUUAAUGAGAUGAAUCCGUCGCAAGCUUUGCCCACUAGGUCUAUAUGCGUUGAAAUUUUAAAAGUUCCAUCUUUUAUGUUAAAACUAUGUUUGAAGUUUCCUGAAGACUUGAUUGCGUUCCUGACUGGUAUGUUAUUGGGUAAUGACCAGAAUGUUCGCACUUGGUUCGCUAUUUAUAUACGUUCGAGUCAAAAAAGAAAAAGCGACGCCCUGAGCUUGGUUCGAGCCGAACUUUUACAGCAGUUACAAAAAAAUGUACAAAAAUCAUUCAGUCCAGGAAGUGGAGAAGAUUACACAGUACAAGGAGUGGUGUUAAUGCGUUUGUAUUGCGCUCUUCGAGGAAUUGCGGGGCUUAAAUUUAACGAUGACGAAGUUAAUGUCCUAACACAAUUAGUUACUAGUCGCCCGCAACCUACGCAAUCUGGACUUCGAUUUGUUUCAUUAGCACUUUGUAUGCUCAUUGCAUGCCCAUCUCUUGUGUCUACAACUGCUCUUGAAAAUAAAUCAGUUGAAUGGCUACAAUGGCUUAUAAAAGAAGAUAAAUUCUUCGGCAAAAAGUCGGAUACAUCUGCAUCGCUUGGUGAAAUGCUGCUGCUACUCGCAAUACAUUUUCAUAGUAAUCAAAUAACAGCAAUAAGCGAAUUGGUUUGUUCAACUUUAGCUAUGAAAAUUCCUAUCCGCCCAAACAGUACAAAUCGCAUAAAACAAGUUUUUACCCAAGAUUUGUUUACUGAACAAGUGGUUGCUUCUCAUGCGGUCCGAGUGCCAGUUACUCCAAAUUUGAAUGCAAACAUUUCGGGUUAUCUUUCAGUUCAUUGUAUCCACCAAUUAUUAAAAUCGCGAGCUUUUUUAAAACACAAAGUACCCAUUAAGUUGUGGAUUUACAAGCAAAUUUGUAGUUCUGUUCGACCGGUACAUCCAGUUAUGCCAGCUUUAAUAGAAGUAUACGUUAACACAUUGAUAGUACCAAAUCCGUUGGGAAAAGUGAAUGUUGAUCACAUGCACAAACCUUUUUCCGAAAAUGAAAUUUUAUACAUUUUCAAGUCGUCGAAAGCUACUACAAUUGAUAGUAAAAAUCUUUUCGGAGGCUCACAAAUGCUAGCCUCAGGCGCGACCGCUACGGAAAUGGAUGAAAUUAUGAGCAUUGAAGUCAAAUGCCCUUUAACCGCACAACUGCUUAUAUUAUAUUAUUUGGUGCUUUAUGAAGAUACACGACUUUCUAAUACACACAAUCAGUCUGUGGCUGGAAGGAAAAUAAAAGAGUACUCGAACAGUUUUCUGGCAGAGCUUCCAAUGAAGUAUUUACUGCAGAAGGCGGAACAUUAUCAGAACGAUUAUGCUGGCCUGUUUCAUCCAUUACUUCGUUUGAUUAUAUCUAAUUAUCCUCAUCUGAGUAUGGUAGACGAUUGGAUGGAGGAACAUUAUAUAUCCACUUCUGUUUCUCCAAAUCUCAUGGUGAAUAAACCAAUUGAUCGUUCUCUUGUAAUUAAAGCACUGGAGAGAAUAAAUAGUAAACCAUCGAUAGCAAUACGAGUUUUUAAAGCUCUUUUAAAGCUUCCUGCUGAAGACCUGGCACAGUACUCGGAUUUGAUUGUUGAAAACAUGUCACAGGUGUUUCAAAAAAAUGUUCCACGAAUAAUUCAAGAUCUUUAUAAAGAUAUCUGGUUGCGUCUUAAUUCUGUGCUUCCCACCAGUUUUUGGAAGAUGUCGUUAAAUUCUGUAAUGAAUUCAGAAAAUAACGCCGCAAUACGUACCUAUGUUAACGAAGAUUUAUUGGAUCCACUACAAGUUCUAAGGUGCGGCAAACAUGUCUUCUAUUCUCCCUAUACUUUAAUGAUACUACUACGCAUCCUACAGGGUAGUUUAGCGGCGUCCAAAGCUUUUCUCAACAUUCAAAUGCAAUCUAAACAAAUAUUAGAUAAAAAUGGUCAAUUGCAAUGUGACAGCGAACGAGACGAAUUGAAAACAGCUUUGAUUGCAUCACAGGAGAGCGCAGCGGUCCAUAUACUCCUAGAAGUCUUAGCAGAUAUGAAUAAAAACGCGGUGGAUACGGUAUCAACUUUUUCCUUACGAGAAACUCAAGGAAUAAUUUGCUCGUUUAUACAUCAAGCUUUUAUAUCCGAGCCUUCUUUGGCGAAACUUGUGCACUUUCAAACGUAUCCGAGGGAAGUUAUACCAAUGAUGGUAAUGGGAGUCCCGUCAAUGCACAUUUGUAUCGAUUUUCUUCAUGAAUUUCUCAGUAUGCCAGAAAUGGAUAAACAAAUUUUCACAAUUGAUUUAGCAUCACAUCUUGUACUUAAAUAUGCUAUACCAAAAAGUUUAAGUGUCUCGAAAUUCUGUAUUAGCACAGUUCAAUCAUCCCUAUCCUUACUUUCUACACAUGCUAAAUGCCAAUUUUUGAGCAACGUUCUUCCAGCCCUCAUCCGAUUCGCAGAGGCCUUUCCAAUUUUAGUUGACGACUGUAUUAAUAUUUUAAUGCUAACUGGAAGGAGUUUGCAUUCGCAAGGAACUUUAGGAAUCAACUCUACUCAAAUGCAACUUACAUCCAAUACAAAACAGAAAUGCUUCAAGGAUACCCAAGAAUAUAUAAGUAUGAUAGAGGAAGCAUUUGAAACGUUGAUAACGAAAAUAGUAAACAAAGUAGAACUGUACUGAAUAAAGUAAGAAAUUUCACGCUAAAGCAUUAUUUGCGUAUGUAUGUAUAUAAGUGCAUAUAUAAUAUUUAAUGUAAUAGGUAUAAAUUUAAUUGAGGAAGGAAAAUAAUCAUUUGUUUUUGCUAAUAAAACGUAUGUUGCGUGUAGAAAA
Messenger RNA from Anastrepha obliqua, 3650 nucleotides. RefSeq names its product integrator complex subunit 2 (gene IntS2). The record is from RefSeq and is a predicted model, not a curated record. The transcript has 4 exons. Lineage: Eukaryota; Metazoa; Arthropoda; Insecta; Diptera; Tephritidae. Gene Ontology annotation, cellular component: integrator complex. Gene Ontology annotation, biological process: snRNA 3'-end processing. Bases 153 to 3500 code for a protein of 1115 amino acids.